AGAGGGCGGAGAGGGGUCUCAGACGUCUCUUGCUCCUGCCCUACGCUUGUCUUUCUGGCAAGACCCAAGUUGAGGAGAGCGAGUCCUCUUGCGUUGUUGGCUCAGAGCGAUCAGAACCACGGACAGCGGUCAGAGCGCCCGGAAGACCCGCCGCCGAGCCAGGAAAGGGGGAAGCGAGAGACAAAGGACCUAGCGGUGUCUACCCAACCCCGCCAACUCCCCCCGCCGCGCGCUCCCGUUCCCGGCCAGGCCCAUUUCUAUACAAGGCCUGCUCUCCCCGGCCUCCACCCCUCCGCGCGGAGAGGUGCAUUCCCCCGCCCUGAGCUCAGCGGGCCGGGCCGGAAUGCGCCGAUAAAUCAGAGAUAACCCAGAGGGGCAGGGCCGGCCCGGCUCUCAGGACGGGGGAUAAAAGGCCGCGGUUGCCCGAGGACCCAGUAGGUGAGACGUGAACCGGGACCCAGCGCAGCGGCAGCGGCGGCAACCUCUCUCCGCCCCUCCAGCGACAUGGACCCGCAGACGACGCUGCCCCGGGCGCCCCUGCUCCUCCUGUGCUUGCACCUGUCGCUGCUAAGCUGUCAUUCCCACCCGCUAGGUGGCCCCGGCCCGGCCUCGGAACUGCGCGGGAUACAGGAGCUGCUGGGCCGUCUACGAGGCAGGGUGUUGGAGCUGCAGGCCGAGCAGAAGGGCCUGGAGCCCCUCCAGCAGGGCCACGGCCUCGCAGAAGCCUGGGAGACCCGGGCGGCCGCCCCCGCGGGGCUCCUCGGGCCCGGCAGCAGCGUCCUUCAGGCCCUGCGGGGAAUGCGGAGCCCCAGGAUGAUGCGCGACUCCGGCUGCUUUGGGCGGAGGCUGGACCGGAUCGGCUCCCUCAGCGGCCUGGGCUGCAAUGUGCUGAGGAGGUAUUAAGAGAAGUUCCUGGCUGCAUCUGAUUCUCCCUCAACCCCCUGCUCCCCUUUGAAGCAACUCCUAUUUAUUUUUACUUAUUUAUUUAUUUAUUUGGUUGUUUUAUAUAAGAUGGUUCUUAUCUUUGAGCACAAAUUUUCCAUGAUGAAAUAAAGUCAAUGUUAUAGCUUU
Molecule: messenger RNA, 1071 nt
Organism: Balaenoptera acutorostrata (minke whale)
Lineage: Eukaryota; Metazoa; Chordata; Mammalia; Artiodactyla; Balaenopteridae
Gene: NPPB
Product: natriuretic peptide B
Exons: 4
Coding region: 505-903 (132 amino acids)
Biological process (GO): cGMP biosynthetic process; negative regulation of systemic arterial blood pressure; receptor guanylyl cyclase signaling pathway
Cellular component (GO): cytoplasm; nucleus; extracellular region
Molecular function (GO): hormone activity; hormone receptor binding
Source: RefSeq, a predicted model, not a curated record